AUGCCUGCAACACUUUCCAUAAAACAGCUUGAGGCAAUUCAAGAUCUCAUAUUUGACAGGCUAGUAGCACAGUUUACGCGAAUAAAAGAAAUCAUCCCAUGCCAGCUAUACCUUGUGGAACGUUUUGUAUCUCAGAGCAAGAUGUUGGAAAAGAUUGGUUAUUGCGACUAUGAGCUAGCGUAUAUACUCUUUACCUUGCUGAAACGAUAUUUGGAGCAUUAUCAAGGAAAGAUUAAGGGAGCCAGUGAUGAGAUCUACUCAACUAUGAAGAGCGUGCUCGAAGAUAGGGCAAAGCAGAUGGGUGUGAUCAAAAGUCACUUGCACGCAGACACCGGUGAUGAUCUACUAGAUCGGUUUAAAGCUUUAAAGCAAGGUAACUCACAGGUUAAUACUACUAUGGCAACGCAAGCUGCCAAUCCCCACAGGUAUCAAGAACUGGUCAGUCCCAUGGAGCUUCAACAGCUUCUACUGAGUAGUAAAGUUUUGCUCAUUGAUUAUCGAGCUCGAAAAGACUACGUGCAUAACCACAUCAAACAUCCAAAUACCCUCAACAUAGAGCCCUCAUUGGUGGAAAACCUUUCAGCUGAGGCUACAAGUCAGGAUUUGGAAGCGAAAUUAAGACACACAAUGUCUCAUCUGCAGUUCAAACUUUUCGAAGACCGGCAGAAGUUUGAUUAUGUUGUCAUAUACAACUUCAAAUUUGGCGCUAUGGGAAACAAUAGAUUUAUUGAAAUCAUCAAGGAUAUCGAGCAACCGUUAGCCAACCCAUUUCGGCGAUUAAUUGAUCUAUUGACAAUCAAGAACCCAUUGAUCUCGUCACAGCUCAAAUUGUACCCCACGUACUUAUCUGGUGGAAUAAAAAACUGGUUUGACAUAUUUGGCAGUGAUGCCAUUGAAAAUUCUCGAAAUAUGUCCUCCGAGGUAGAAAUGAAUGGCUUGGUAUAUCCAAAAUCAUUUGACGAUUACUUGUCGUCGGCUAGAAGAGCAAGUCCAAGUGAGCCAAAAAGGACGGAAAAUACACCACACCCAAAGCUUGACGGUAGUAGUAGAGUUUUGCCGCUGACAGCGCUGACUAUGGGUGUACAGCCCUAUAAUCCUCAUCCAGUUGGUAUAACCGCACCCAUUUCAAAGACUUCCCAACCCGUGGUUCCUUCACCUAGCCCCAAGAAGAACACAGUUUCAAACUUACUAGAUGAUUUUGCCACUGGAUUGGUCAACUUGGGCAAUUCAUGCUAUAUGAAUUGCAUGAUUCAAUGCUUGGCAGCUACUCCACAACUAACGUCAUUUUUUGUUCCUUCGUUGACAAUGAAUGGAUCUUACAAGCAACAUAUCAACUUUAACAAUAAGCUUGGUACACAAGGAAUACUCACUACAGCUUUUGUGGAAUUGUUUAUGAACAUGUUGAAUAACAAUGGAAAAGCCUUUAGCCCAUCCAAAUUCAAAAAAAUUGCCGGAGAAUGUUCGCCGGGUAAACAGUUUGCCUCGUGUUCGCAACAAGACUGUACGGAAUUUGUCACUUUUUUGCUAGACGGUUUGCAUGAGGAUUUAAACCAGAGGCCAGCUUUAGAUCCACAGGAAAAGAAGCGGAUAUCGGAGUUGACACCAGAGCAAGAAAAAAACCGUGAAAUCAUACCUGUGAGGUUAGCCUCAACAAUUGAAUGGGAGAGGUACUUGAAGUUGAACUUUUCCAUAAUCGUAGAUACUUUCCAAGGUCAGUACUUGUCACAAUUGUGUUGUUUGGAAUGUGGGACAACCUCGACAACCUACAACGCUUUCUCCAUCUUGUCUCUACCCAUUCCUGAGAAAUUGAAUCAAACGCUGAAGGUGACUUUACAAGAUUGUAUUGAAGAGUUUACAAAAACUGAGCUACUCGACGAAGGAAACAAGUGGCAUUGCUCGCAUUGUAAGAGGUUCACCAGAUCGACAAAGAAAAUUGCAAUUACUCGUUUGCCUCAAGUUUUGAUUGUGAAUUUUAAACGGUUCAAAGUGAGCUCCAGUGGACAAAUACGCAAGUUGGAAACAUUUGUGACAUACCCCGUUACUGAAACAUUGGAUUUGACGAAAUAUUGGACAAAGCCUGGGACGAUAAUGAAUGAUUCUGUUGGAACAAAAAUGUCUCUUGAAGAGGAGACUACCAUUCUCGACUCCUUUCCGGUGAGAAACCAGGAGCCACCAUUCAAGUAUAAGGUAUAUGGAGUUGCCAACCAUUUUGGGACAUUAUCCACUGGACACUACACUGCUUAUGUUUACAAGGGUCUGAAGAAACGUUGGUGCUAUUUUGACGAUUCCAAGGUAACCACCAAUGUGUCACUGAGUGAAGUGAUGAACAAAAAUGCAUUCUGUGUAUUUUUUCAAAGAGUGUAG
Molecule: messenger RNA, 2364 nt
Organism: Lodderomyces theae
Lineage: Eukaryota; Fungi; Ascomycota; Pichiomycetes; Serinales; Debaryomycetaceae
Gene: DOA4
Product: ubiquitin-specific protease
Exons: 1
Coding region: 1-2364 (787 amino acids)
Biological process (GO): protein deubiquitination
Molecular function (GO): cysteine-type deubiquitinase activity
Source: RefSeq, a predicted model, not a curated record